Messenger RNA from Ficedula albicollis (Collared flycatcher), 283 nucleotides. Its product is annotated as histone H2B 7-like. Gene Ontology annotation, cellular component: nucleosome. Lineage: Eukaryota; Metazoa; Chordata; Aves; Passeriformes; Muscicapidae. The transcript has a single exon. Gene Ontology annotation, molecular function: structural constituent of chromatin; protein heterodimerization activity; DNA binding. Bases 59 to 283 code for a protein of 74 amino acids. The record is from RefSeq and is a predicted model, not a curated record.
CAGGCGCCAUUUUCGACGUUGUACUACAGGGACGGUCUUGGGAAAAAAAGCGUUAAGGAUGCCUGAGCCGGCGAAAUCUGCUCCAGCACCGAAGAAAGGUUCUAAAAAGGCGGUGACCAAGACGCAGAAGAAAGGUGACAAGAAGCGCAAGAGAGCAAGGAAAGAGAGCUACUCCAUCUACGUGUACAAGGUGCUGAAGCAGGUGCACCCCGACACGGGCAUCUCGUCCAAGGCCAUGGGCAUCAUGAACUCCUUCGUCAACCAAGACUCAGAAGAAAGGUGA